Molecule: messenger RNA, 2530 nt
Organism: Morone saxatilis (striped sea-bass)
Lineage: Eukaryota; Metazoa; Chordata; Actinopteri; Moronidae
Product: dual specificity protein phosphatase 26-like
Exons: 4
Coding region: 227-829 (200 amino acids)
Biological process (GO): negative regulation of MAPK cascade; protein dephosphorylation
Cellular component (GO): cytoplasm
Molecular function (GO): protein tyrosine/serine/threonine phosphatase activity; MAP kinase phosphatase activity
Source: RefSeq, a predicted model, not a curated record
CGUCGCUUCACCCCGGCCGCCGUGUCCGAGGCGCCCUGAACGAGGACUUGUUGAGAAGAUGGAGAAGCGGGUGGAGGUGAAGAUGUCUGGUGGAUGCUGAGGAGCAGCAUCAUCAUCAUCCUCCCAUCCAUCCCUCCUCCCACAGCAAGUAAACGAGUCAACAUGGCGGCGGUGCAGCUCGCCCUGUAGCGCCUCUGAGACUCCGGAUCAAACCCGCACAGAUUAAAUGGCGUUCAUGUCCCGGUUCUCCCGGUCCCGGAGCAGCUCCAGGUCUCCGAACCGAAAGGACUCCGAGCGCGCCUCCCCGAACCUGAGCGUGUCGGAGCUGGAGCGGCUCCUGUGCACCGGGAAGACCGCCUGCAACCACGCAGACGAAGUGUGGCCGAGACUCUACAUCGGAGACCAAGAUAUCGCGUCAGACCGCCGCGAGCUGGCCAAACUCGGCAUUACACACAUCCUGAACUGCGCCCAGAGCAAGUGGCGCGGUGGAGCCGAGCAUUACGCCGGGAUGAACAUCACCUAUCACGGCAUCGAGGCUCACGACUCGCCCAGCUUCGACAUGAGCGUCAACUUCUACCCUGCAGCCGAGUUCAUCCACAAAGCGCUCACAGGUGGAGGUAAGGUGCUGGUCCACUGCACUGUGGGGGUGAGCCGCUCUGCCACCCUGGUCCUGGCCUACCUGAUGAUCAGACAGAACCUGACGUUGGUGGAGGCCAUCAAAACGGUGAAGGACCACCGAGGCGUCAUCCCCAACCGAGGUUUCCUCCGCCAGCUCAACGGCCUGGACGGCAUCCUGAGAGAAAGCCGCAAGACGUCACCGCAGAGCUGAAAACGCCCCCCCGCCCGCCCCGCCCGCCCCGCCCUCAACAAACACCCGAACAGGUAGCAGCUACACCGAGGGAGGUAAUGGGACCAAGUUAGGAUCAACCUGUGGGUGUCUGACACUGUGGCGUUGUAGCAGCAGGGGAUACACACAGUCUGAUAGCUUCAGACUCACUUAUUUGUUAUUUAUUUGUUAUUAUUUAUUUUAUAUUGUUGUUUAUUUGUGUUUGAGGAGAGCACUGGACUGUAAGACUCUCCAGUGAAGCUCAUAUCCUUCUAUCAGGAGGAGGACCCGCUCAUAUAUUUAACGUCAGAUGAAACUUUCAGCCCGUUAAUGAAGAAUUAAUUGAAGUGUAGUCUCGAAGGGAUUUACAAUCAAUGACUCCUUUUAUCCUGAAAGCACGGUCACACCACAAUUUAAAACAACUCAAGUUUGUGGCAAAACAAAUACUUUUACAUCGAACUAAAACCUAAAACUAAAAGGACUAAAACCUUAUGUUUGACCAACUCCAAAGGAAGCUAUCGUAGCUUUAACUGCAGCAUUUUAUUGAACCUCCCAUAUCUGUAGUAUAAACUGCUGCACAAAAGAGAGGGAUGGUUUUCACUCAGUUCUGAGUCAAGAGUCCAAUAUCAACAAACUGUGUGAAGUUAUUGAUCAGUUAGCAAUCAAGCUAACGGCCAACUGACAAUAAACAUGCUAACUAAUCAGCUUCUUCCCUCCGUUCAAUAACUCAAAGUCCAGUAAAGAGAAACGUAUCAACAAUCUCUGUGAGUUCAGCUUCAACAAGCUUCUAGAUCGUGGAUGACUUCCACUUCCUGGUGUGACCGACUCGAGACCCUCAACACCAAUCAGGAAAAACCUCCCCCAAAAAGUUAAUAACAACAAUAUAUAACAAUUACUCAAGAAUAUAAACUUAUAGCUUUAUUGAAAAUGGUUCCUCAGAUACAUCUGAACGGUCACAAGAUGAUGGAAGAAACGUAUUAUGUUAAUUAUGACAAUUUUAAAUCUUUGCUUAUUUUCUACUGAAUACUGAAGAGUUGUAUUUCUUCAGACCUCUUCAUAUGGACAUCACAGCGGUCUAAUCACGUCUGCCUCUCAAAAUAAGGUCAAACUGACUGAAAUAUAAUUAAAAUCAGAACAAUCACAGACGUUUCUGGUCAAAGUGAUCAAAGGUCAAAGACACACUCAACCUGUGACUAUAAGCAGUCAAUACAUUGCUUAUAAAGGGUCACAAACAGGUUGGGAACCGCUGGUUUAGAAGGUCUUUGCUUAUUGAAACUCAUAUAAGAGUAAAGUCCACUCUUUCCACUUUUUAAUCAAACUUCAGAGCAUUCCAGAAGACUUGAACCAGAUGUUUUAUCGCCACGGCACCUACAGAAAAGUAGAAAAAAUGAAAGCUUUCUGGACAGAAUCAGUGGUCGGUAAUACGCAGCAGGAAUAUCUAAUCUCUGCUGCACUUCCUCCUGUUUUAGUGUUAAUAACAUAUAUAAUGUGUGAUUACUGCACGCAGAAGAAGAUGAGUCCACAGACGUAUUAAAAUGAGCUGAAUUAUACUGGAAGUACAGGAAAUAAAGUCUCACUGGUCAAUUUCAGAACCAGAAAAUCCUACAGAACAUCUCACUAACAAUGUUUCAGUCCUCAGACCUUCAGCAGCUUUUUAUCUUUUAUUUUUACUCCUAAAGAAAUGCUCAAACUGAUCGUCAAUGA